CAAGCAGUUUGGAGUGUGGUGCCUAUAUAAGGCCCAGUAGAAGAACCAAAGAAAGUUAGUUGAAAUUAUUCUACUUGGAGGGACGAAGAGUGUAUCUCGAAAUGCGAGGAUUGACAAGCUAUCUGCAUGCCCUGCUGCUGGCUCUCGUACUGCAGCUGAGCAGCCAGACCCAGCUCCUGAACUCUGGCGACGAUGUCUGCCGACUGUUUGCGGAUGGCACUAAGCUCCGCAAGCCGGGCGGCUGUAAUGAGUGGAUUGAGUGUCAGAACCAUAUCAGCAUGACUGGUGGAACUUGUAGCGGGUCCAAACCAUACUUCAAACUUAAGAGUAGCGACUGCGCGAGUUCCGUGGACACCAAAUACUGCAACAGUCCGUGCACUAAGAAAACAAACGGUUACUUGGGCAGCACCCUCAACUGUGCCAAUUGGUAUUACUGCGAGGGGGCUACCUUGAAAGGCAGCGGGGUCUGCACCGGCCAGUACUUCGACCAGGCGCUGCAGCAGUGCGUUUAUGCGGAGAAUACUUCGUGCGCCGCCAAAUUUGAGUGGUGCGACAUCGUGCCCCCAAACGUGCCAUUCCUCGACGAGGAACACUGCAACAUGUUCCACACAUGCAGCAGUACUUUUUCAUUAGUCAACAACACCUGCGAUGAGGGAAAGUAUUACGAUGUGCAAAAGAAGGUAUGUGUGGACAAGAGAGAGGUCGAUUGUGGCGAGCAUCCCCUGCCAGUGGACGUGUGUGGAACCAACAAGCUGGCUGUGCGCAACAAAUUUGUUUCGGAUGGUGCCACCUGCCGAGGAUACUUCUACUGCCGGGAUCUCGGCUCUGGAAAUCCUGAUCCCAACCCCGAGCGGCUGCAGUGCGGAGUGGAUUAUUUCUUCAACCAGGAGCGACAGGCUUGUAUGCCACGCGAAGACCAGAAGUGUGACUGGGAUCGCUGUGACGGGCGCGACAGUGGCUUCGAGUUGGCCCAGGUGGAGGGUUGCCAUAACUACCUAUCGUGCACAAAUGGCAAAGAAAUGAAUGUAUUGGUGUGUGAAGAUGGCGGGUACUUCGAUGUGGCAGCCCAGAAGUGUACUCCAACCAUUAAAAGCUACAGUGUAUGCACCAGUUAGAUAUUGUCAUUUCCAAUAAACCUAUGCUGGAGUACUAAUUCUCUUCUUCCCGCCAACUACGUGUGGACCAAUGGGAAUGCUAAUUAGAAUUUAAUAUUCUAUUUUUCCAUCUAAAUAAGAUAAAUAAAGUAACAAUGUUUUUGGGGAGAGAA
Messenger RNA from Drosophila miranda, 1267 nucleotides. Its product is annotated as peritrophin-48. NCBI's taxonomy places the organism in Eukaryota, Metazoa, Arthropoda, Insecta, Diptera, Drosophilidae. The transcript has 2 exons. Bases 102 to 1115 code for a protein of 337 amino acids. The record is from RefSeq and is a predicted model, not a curated record. Gene Ontology annotation, cellular component: extracellular region. Gene Ontology annotation, molecular function: chitin binding.